AGCUACACAUCACAUGGGGCGCUAACAGCCUCAGUUCACAUAGAGAGCCCUUUAUCUCCCCAACAUUAUUGCUCGAACACAACCAAAAUAGCAGAGGAAAUUACUCAAAUAAAAUCAGAGGAAACUGAUGCAGCAGGGCCCAGCACGUAUUAGGCAGAGGAAGAGCCCUCAUUUCCAUUGAGAGAAGAAGGAAAAAAACUAAAGGGGGGAAAAGGAAAGGUUGGCACAGGAGCCCUGGAGAGCUGGCAUGGUGCAGGAGAGGCUGGCAGCCGCAGACACAACGCCCUAGCAGAGACUUGGGAUGGUCACUCACUCUGACACCAGCUCCAUCAACACCACUGGCCUACCAGGUGGACAAUUGAACACGAUGCUGGAUCCUAUGGAGGUACCAAGUCAUGCGAGACAGCUUCUCCUGCAGCUGAACAGCCAGAGGACUAAAGGCUUCCUGUGUGAUGUGAUCAUUGUGGUACAGAAUGCCCUGUUCCGGGCACACAAGAACAUUUUAGCUGCUAGCAGCGUCUACUUGAAGUCGCUGGUUGUUCAUGAUAACCUGAUCAACCUGGACCACGAGAUGGUGAGCCCCAGCAUCUUCAGGAUCAUCCUGGACUUCAUCUACACGGGGAGGCUAGGGGAUGCCGAGCCCAGCAGCGAGCAGCUGUUUGGGGCAGUAUUGGCAGCUGCCAGCUACCUCCAGAUCUCUGACCUGGUAUCUCUGUGCAAGAAGAAGCUAAAGAGAAAUGGCAAGUACUGCCAUGUAAGGACAGCAGGCUACCCAACAUUUGGGAGUCUUGGAAGGGGCUUAAGGGCCACAACGCCUGUUAUCCAGUCUUGCUUUAACUCCACGCCUAGACCUAUAGACAUAACAUCAGGUGAGCCUGUGAACCCCAUGAACACACAUUGUGGAGAGCUCUAUGCCUCGGUGUCUCAGGGGAAUCAGCUGCACCAGCAUGGACUUUGCCCUCCAGAAAGGCAUUGCUCUCCAUUGUGUGGACUGGAUCUUUCUAAGAAAAGCCCCAGCCGGCCUUCUGCCCAGCACCAUCCAGAUGGUGACAACAGAGAGCCCUCAGUCCCAGAUAGUCCUCCAGUAGCUGCAAGUGUUCUCACCAACCACAGCUCCUACAAAGAGCCAUCCCACCCUUACCAAAAGCUGGAAAGCAGCAGUAGUACCCCACCUACCCAGCACUCAGAGUCCUAUAGAAACAACGUCCCUAAUAACCACCUUAGCAGGACUGAGAGCAGAGAUCUGAUGUUUGAUUGGAUGAAGCCUGAACCAAUGGUCAACUAUGUGGAUGAGAGUGACAGGGAGAAGGAUCUGGACAGAGAAGACAAAGGUGAGGGCUCCCCUUUAUCUCAGCAACCCAGAUACCCCAGCAUUGAGAGUAAUGAGCCUGAUGAUGAUAAAAGCACCAGUGAAGAGACUGGCAGCAGUGGGGACCCUUCACCCUCUGCCAACCUGGAGAGAUACCACUGCAACCAUCUCUAUGAGCCAGAAAGCUAUGGAGACAACCUCUAUGUCUGCAUUCCUUGUGGGAAGGGGUUCCCCAACAGUGAACAACUCAAUGCCCAUGUGGAAGCUCAUAACGAGGAAGAGCUGUACCAUAAAGACAGCAUGGACCAACCUUUGCCCUUCCUAGACAAGUCCAACCAGAGCUUAGGGGACAUCAUAAGACCCUACCGCUGCUCUUCCUGUGAGAAGUCCUACAAAGACCCGGCCACCCUUCGCCAGCACGAGAAGACCCAUUGGCUAACUCGCCCAUACCCAUGCAGCAUCUGCGGGAAGAAGUUCACCCAAAGGGGCACCAUGACCCGUCACAUGAGGAGCCACCUGGGCCUCAAACCAUUUGCCUGCGAUGCUUGUGGCAUGCGCUUCACCCGCCAGUACCGGCUGACAGAGCACAUGAGGAUCCAUUCUGGGGAAAAGCCAUAUGAAUGCCAGGUGUGUGGGGGCAAGUUUGCCCAGCAAAGGAACCUCAUUAGCCACAUGAAAAUGCAUACCACGGGACCAGAUGGCAAACCCAAGCUGGACUUUUCCGAUAGUGUCUAUGCCAUGGCCAAGUUUACAGCUGACCACUUGGGCUUGAAGCAAGAGAAAGCUGCUGAGAUCCUCUCCCAGACCUCACACUUCCUCAAUGACCCCAAAACCAUAGAAAGUUUGUACCCCUUGGCCAAGUUCACUGCAGAGCAUUUGGGACUGACCCAGGAGAAGGCAGCAGAGGUGUUAAGCCAAAGUUCCCACCUGGGCGCUGAUAGCAGGAUCAUAGAGAGGUUCUCCUCCCCAUAAAGAUGCUGAGCCUCCCAUUUUAGGGGGUGCGCAAUCCAAAGCACAUGCGCAGCAAUGGACAAUAUGGACAGUUAUCACCAAAAAGGCCACCCUUGCAUCCCAGGUGUAGAGGUGGGUCUCCACCAUGAGAGCCAAAGACCAAUCAGUGGCAUCACUGAGGGACCAGGAGGAUGAGCGCACUUUGGGAAAGCACUUUGAAAGGGACUUGUGCAAAGGCAAAGGUGCACUAUCCCACAAGAGUCUUACAAAAAUGUAUCCUUCCACCAUCUACUCAACUUUUCCUCGGCCCAAAGCUGGUGGGGAGAGUUGCUGCUUAUUUCCCCCCCGUGAAUGGUGGACAUUUUUAUACAUAUAUUAUUAUUGUUAUUUUUUUUUAUUCUUCUUUUGUGAGGACAAUCGGAUGCAGAAAUCAGUAUUUCCCAUUACUAUGCAAUACUAAAGCCCUGAAAUGAUGUGAACCGAGUGAACUUAAUUACCUAUCCUCAGAGGAUGUUUGUUUAUGACCCUGACUUCCAUUUAGAAAUUAUAAGGGUCGAUUUACUAAAACUGCAGAGUGCAAAAAAAUAGUGCAGCUGUGCAUGGCAGUCAAUCGGAUUCUAACUUCA
Rana temporaria (common frog) is the source of this 2886-nucleotide messenger RNA. It is a transcript of the gene HIC1, whose product is annotated as HIC ZBTB transcriptional repressor 1. Gene Ontology annotation, biological process: regulation of transcription by RNA polymerase II. Gene Ontology annotation, molecular function: protein binding; RNA polymerase II cis-regulatory region sequence-specific DNA binding; DNA-binding transcription factor activity, RNA polymerase II-specific. NCBI's taxonomy places the organism in Eukaryota, Metazoa, Chordata, Amphibia, Anura, Ranidae. The record is from RefSeq and is a predicted model, not a curated record. Gene Ontology annotation, cellular component: nucleus. The coding region runs from base 302 to 2281 and encodes 659 amino acids. The transcript has 2 exons.